Serpula lacrymans var. lacrymans S7.9 is the source of this 1171-nucleotide messenger RNA. RefSeq lists its product as uncharacterized. Gene Ontology annotation, biological process: intracellular signal transduction; peptidyl-serine phosphorylation. The transcript is spliced from 7 exons. Bases 112 to 969 code for a protein of 285 amino acids. The record is from RefSeq and is a predicted model, not a curated record. NCBI's taxonomy places the organism in Eukaryota, Fungi, Basidiomycota, Agaricomycetes, Boletales, Serpulaceae. Gene Ontology annotation, molecular function: protein serine/threonine kinase activity; ATP binding.
UUAAAAGUAUUCAAAAAGGAACGUAAAUCGAUUUCGGGUUUGGAGCGAGAGUUGCUCGCGUAUAAAAGGAUCGCGACCUCGAAGAACUGGACGAAUGGCAAGGCCUUCAUCAUGGAACUGGAGAGGUCGAUGCAGGAUGAUCAUUUUCUCUGCUUUGCAAUGGAAUUAAUGCAACACGAUUUAAUGGAAGUCAUGAUGGAUGAUCCAUGUGCAUGCCGAGUUAAUGCGCGGAGGUGGUCCGCUCAAAUAACUCUAGGAAUUGCCUCUUUACACGAGAUGGGGAUCAUCCAUCGCGACAUUAAACCUGAAAACGUUCUCGUCGACGCGAGGGGCAACGCCCGUAUCGCCGACCUCGGCGCGGCGUACAUGCACUCCGGUGCUCUUCAUUGGUGGGGGGAAUAUAGCAUAGAUCUCGUAGGGACCUGGCAGUACAUGGCCCCCGAGGUUAUCCAAAACAAGGGUCUCCCGAAGCGUGAUAAAAAGUCCUAUGGAAUCGCAGUGGAUUAUUGGGCGCUAGGAUGUCUCAUCUAUGAAUUAGAAUCCGAUGACCACGACACCCUCUUCAAUAGCGACAUGGGGUGCGCUGGAUAUCUUGCUUGGCGAUCCUCUCACUUUGGAGUAGUAUAUCCACCAUUGCAAAGUCUCAACAAAGAUGCAGCGAGUGUGAUCACCGGGCUGUUGCGUACGGCGCCUGGUUAUCGUUUUGGAAUUCGAGAUCUUAGAAGGCAUGCGUAUUUCCGCACAGAAGCUGGCAUGUCAGAGUUUGCGGAUACUGAAGCACGGGCUCUUGCACGCCCAAUCAAUCCCGAUUUCCAGCCCCACCUGAUGCGCUCGACAUACACAAGCGAACUAAUAUUUACGCCGGUUCGAUGUUCUCGACACUCUAAAUUGGGAGGGGAGGCCGACUUCUCGCGCUUCGACUGGGACAACCCAAGAUCUGGGGUGGUUGUCGACUCGAGUAUAAAUUAACGUAGAGAUCUCCGGGCCGAUGACGUCCCCUUAUUGUUGUUGUGUGCUUCCGUUAUUUUCGUGACAUAGAGUGGGCCAUGUUGUAUUUUUUCCUGGAUUGGAUUUGUGCGAAUAGCUGGGGGAUACUGUAUUCCAGUUUGAGAAUGUUAGUGUACUAUACUAGACAGAAUUGAAAAGUGUAAUCUGAUAGAGAUUUGCCUCC